Molecule: messenger RNA, 2587 nt
Organism: Zootermopsis nevadensis
Lineage: Eukaryota; Metazoa; Arthropoda; Insecta; Blattodea; Termopsidae
Molecular function (GO): protein binding
Source: RefSeq, a predicted model, not a curated record
GCGGAUAAAAAAAUAAUCAAGUCCAUUGUCAUUGUUUCGGUAUGCAUGUAACGUGAAGGAAAGUGUGAGUUUGAAGGGGUGACAUAUGAACAAUAGCCGGACGCCAAAAGCGACGAGCUUGAUUUCAAUACUUGAAACGCACCAAUGAGGAACCUCGUGAGGAUGUGGGGUCGUAAGCCCCUUCGAUCUGGCGUCUCGUCCUCCUGGCGUUGCAGUGACUCAGUCGGCAGUCAGUAGUGUCUCCUCUUCUGACACAGAAGUACCUGCAACAUCCUCAUUGUUGCCACUUGCUUCAAGCACACGGUCGGCAUCUGAUGGAGGACUUCAGUUCCGUGUCCAUAGAAACCGCAGCAGUCAAUAACGUGUCCAGAUGAAAAGUGUGUUCUGUUCUAAGAAAGAAGCUACAUUAUUAUUGAUCUGUGUGUUGGACUUUAACUUCCGAAAAUAUCUUGGAGAGCUUUGUAGUGAUGAUGUAUAUCAUUGUAGCAUCCACGAUGAUGUAUCUGGUCUCCUCCCUGUCGGCUUACUCUACAGGACAUCUCAGGCUACUGGGCUCGAAGUGUAGCAAUGACCAGGAAUGUCUAGCCGACGUGACGUACAGCCGGUGCCAGGAAGGGCGAUGUUCUUGUCUGCCCUACUACGCAGAGUACAACACUACCAUGUGUGUUCAGUCUACGCUGCUCGGAUUUGAUUGUCUGGUGAAGGAGCAGUGUUCCAUGAAGGUAGCGAACAGCAUUUGUCUCCAUGGGUCCUGUCGCUGUGACUCAGGGUACCUGCAAUUUCGGAGACACACAUGUCUCAGCCCGGCCAGUCCAGGUGACGUGUGUUACAGCGACGCACAUUGCCGCCUUUGGGACAGCGAUACGCACUGCGACUUCCUGAUUCCCAACCUGUUCGGUCGCUGCCAGUGCAACCCUCCGAUGCAGCAACGUGGCAGAUCAUGUUUCCCGUCGACCAUUCCCACGGGAGACGGAAAUCCUUCGGCCUCUUCGGUAGACUCACCAAAUACAUCAUCAGUAUGGGGCUUAUCGCCAUCAGCAACAGAUUGGCACCCAUUAUCAACUUCAUCUUUGACUUCUUCUGGAAUCUCUACUCCACGGCCAACAGAACCUCCUGUACCCUCACGGACGUCUUCACAAAAUCCAUUAGCUUCUUCGUCAUUAAACAAUUUUCCGAUGGAUGAAUCUUCAUUGUCUACACAGGCCCCUGCCUCAGAUGAAACACAUUCGACUAUGUUUUCCAGAUUACCCCCGUUGACGCAAUACACAUCCGAAGAUCCAGCAGGAGAAACGACAUUCAUAACGACACCAUCGACAUUAGAAACAUCUUCUGAAGAUCAAAAUCAAUUAUCACAGUCUCUUCAAGAAACACAGACACCAAAACCAGAAAUGGCCACAAUAGAUACACAUUCAUUUAUCCCAUUGUCGAAUUUCUCAACGCCAUCUUCUGAGACAUUAAGCGAACUGCUUGUGUCAGUAGCGAUGACAACACAACAAUACGAGACACAGGAAGAUACGUCAGAAAUAUUAGCGUCUGAACAAUCAACGACAAUGACGAUUUUACAAGAGGACUCUCUACCUUCUGCAUCUGAAGUGACUUCCCCGUUACCGAUGGCAUCAACAGUUGUGUGGACGCGUGUACGCGGUGUGGGUGAAUCGGUGGCGGUCACACUGGGUCUGACCUGCGUUUCCGACCUGCAGUGCCAGAUCGCAGACCCCGGAUCGCGCUGCCUGGACGGUGUCUGUGAUUGCGUCAUCAAGAAUGACAGUUACUCCUGCGGAGUCGGUAACACAGGGUGUUACAAAGGAACCUUCCAGUGUCGGUCGACCGGCGUCUGCAUCAGUUGGUUCUUUGUGUGUGACGGACGACAAGACUGUCCGGACGGGUCGGACGAGGGGUGCCAGGACACAAAGUCCUGUCCCCCACAAGCGUUCCGAUGCGGGCAGAACGGAGGUUGCGUUUCUCGAGCGGGGAGGUGUGACGGCACGCCUGACUGUCCGGGCGCGGAGGACGAGCUCCACUGUAAUGCGACCCGGAGCGCCAAAGGGUGCCCGGAGCGCACGUACAGGUGUUUGGACGGAAGCUGCCUGCCCGAAUACGAGUUCUGCAACGCUAUGGUGAAGUGCAGAGAUGGCAGUGACGAACCCAGAGACGCGUGCAAGGCUCGAACCAACAGGAGGACCUCAGGAUAUUGUCCGUUCCGGUGUGCUAACGGGCGCUGCAGAUCGGAUGCCAUCGCCUGUUCCGGGCGUGACGGCUGUGGAGAUGGUUCUGACGAAGCCCACUGCUCAGUCUGCAGAUGCCCGGUUGUCCCCUCGGGAGGACGCAUUAGUCACCGCUGAUCGAUACCAGAUUUGGAUGUGACCCUACGUUCUUCCUACAACCAGUUGUGGAGCCAUAAAUCAGCUUCUGUCAAAAUCGAUUUGCAUUUCAAAAGAAGACAACGAUAUUUAUACAACAUGACGUCAUUAGAUUAAAUGUGAUGCAUUAGAAAUGUAUGUCCGUAUGUAUCCCCAGUGUUUAACAGCGUGAUAGUGAUUUGUAAAGAUGCUGAUAAUAAAACAAUGUUCAUUCCCUUUAAUCAUCA